AUGUAUUUAAAUUCUAAGCUUAUAAAUAAUGAAAUACAUAACGUGUUUAAAUUAGUUAAGACUGUACCUAAUCUUAAAAGAGCAUCAGAGUUUUAUAAAAAUAUUUUAGGUGCUGAUAAUGUUAGUGAAGCUGUGCCACAACCAGAACAUGGAGUGUAUACAGUAUCUGUAAAUCUAGGCAACAUUAAAAUUGAACUUUGGCAUCCAUAUGGUGAUAAAUCACCAAUUCAAAAUUUUUUAGAUAGAAAUAAAAAUGGUGGAAUACACCAUGUUUGUAUUGAGGUUGAAAACGUUACAGAAGCUAUAAAAGAUUUAACAUCAAAAGGUAUUAAAACUUUAGAUACUAAACCGAAAAUUGGUGCACAUGGCAAUCCCAGUUGUUUAUUACAUCCAAAAAGUUGCAACGGAAUGGGAAUGUUGGUAGAAUUAGCAGAAAUUAAAAAAAAUUAA
This is a messenger RNA of Cetraspora pellucida, 450 nucleotides long. The record is from the annotation of a GenBank genome assembly. NCBI's taxonomy places the organism in Eukaryota, Fungi, Glomeromycota, Glomeromycetes, Diversisporales, Gigasporaceae.